Molecule: messenger RNA, 2685 nt
Organism: Eptesicus fuscus (big brown bat)
Lineage: Eukaryota; Metazoa; Chordata; Mammalia; Chiroptera; Vespertilionidae
Gene: GRIA3
Product: glutamate ionotropic receptor AMPA type subunit 3
Exons: 15
Coding region: 1-2685 (894 amino acids)
Biological process (GO): synaptic transmission, glutamatergic; modulation of chemical synaptic transmission; monoatomic ion transport
Cellular component (GO): AMPA glutamate receptor complex; postsynaptic membrane; dendritic spine
Molecular function (GO): transmitter-gated monoatomic ion channel activity involved in regulation of postsynaptic membrane potential; AMPA glutamate receptor activity
Source: RefSeq, a predicted model, not a curated record
AUGGCCAGGCAGAAGAAAAUGGGGCAAAGCGUGCUCCAGGCGGUCUUCUUUUUAGUCCUGGGGCUUUUGGGUCAUUCUCACGGAGGAUUCCCCAACACCAUCAGCAUAGGUGGACUCUUCAUGAGAAAUACGGUGCAGGAGCACAGCGCUUUCCGCUUUGCCGUGCAGUUAUACAACACCAACCAGAACACCACCGAGAAGCCCUUCCAUUUGAAUUACCACGUAGAUCACUUGGAUUCCUCCAAUAGUUUUUCUGUGACUAAUGCUUUCUGCUCCCAGUUCUCGAGAGGGGUGUAUGCCAUCUUUGGAUUCUAUGACCAGAUGUCAAUGAACACUCUGACCUCCUUCUGUGGGGCCCUGCACACAUCUUUUGUCACGCCCAGCUUCCCCACUGAUGCAGAUGUGCAGUUUGUCAUCCAGAUGCGCCCAGCCUUGAAGGGUGCUAUUCUGAGUCUUCUGGGUCACUACAAGUGGGAGAAGUUUGUGUAUCUCUAUGACACAGAAAGAGGAUUUUCCAUCCUUCAAGCAAUUAUGGAAGCAGCAGUGCAAAACAACUGGCAAGUGACAGCAAGGUCUGUGGGAAACAUAAAGGACAUCCAAGAAUUCAGGCGCAUCAUUGAAGAAAUGGACAGGAGACAGGAAAAGCGAUACCUGAUUGACUGUGAAGUUGAAAGGAUUAACACAAUUUUGGAACAGGUUGUCAUCCUGGGGAAACAUUCAAGAGGUUAUCACUACAUGCUUGCUAACCUGGGUUUUACCGAUAUUUUGCUAGAAAGAGUCAUGCAUGGGGGAGCUAAUAUUACAGGAUUCCAGAUUGUCAACAAUGAAAACCCUAUGGUUCAGCAGUUCAUACAGCGCUGGGUGAGACUGGAUGAAAGGGAAUUCCCUGAAGCCAAGAAUGCACCACUAAAGUAUACAUCUGCGUUGACACACGAUGCAAUAUUGGUCAUAGCAGAAGCUUUCCGCUAUCUGAGGAGGCAGCGAGUGGAUGUGUCCCGGAGAGGCAGUGCUGGAGACUGCUUAGCAAAUCCUGCUGUGCCCUGGAGUCAAGGAAUUGAUAUCGAGAGAGCUCUGAAAAUGGUGCAAGUACAGGGAAUGACUGGAAACAUCCAAUUUGACACUUAUGGACGUAGAACAAAUUAUACUAUCGAUGUGUAUGAAAUGAAAGUCACUGGCUCUCGAAAAGCUGGCUACUGGAAUGAGUAUGAAAGGUUUGUGCCUUUCUCAGAUCAGCAAAUCAGUAAUGACAGUGCAUCCUCAGAGAACCGGACCAUAGUGGUGACUACCAUUCUGGAAUCACCAUAUGUAAUGUAUAAGAAGAACCAUGAGCAACUGGAAGGAAAUGAGCGAUAUGAAGGCUAUUGUGUAGACUUAGCUUAUGAAAUAGCCAAACAUGUAAGGAUCAAAUACAAAUUAUCCAUUGUCGCCGACGGGAAAUAUGGUGCAAGGGAUCCGGAGACUAAAAUAUGGAAUGGCAUGGUUGGGGAACUUGUCUAUGGGAGGGCUGAUAUAGCUGUUGCUCCACUCACUAUAACGCUGGUCCGUGAAGAAGUCAUUGAUUUCUCAAAGCCAUUUAUGAGCCUGGGCAUCUCCAUCAUGAUAAAGAAGCCUCAGAAAUCAAAACCAGGAGUAUUCUCAUUUCUGGAUCCCUUGGCUUAUGAAAUCUGGAUGUGCAUUGUCUUCGCUUACAUUGGUGUCAGUGUAGUUCUUUUCCUAGUCAGCAGAUUCAGCCCUUAUGAAUGGCACUUGGAAGACAACAAUGAAGAACCUCGUGACCCACAAAGUCCUCCUGAUCCUCCAAAUGAAUUUGGGAUAUUCAACAGUCUUUGGUUUUCCUUGGGUGCCUUUAUGCAGCAAGGAUGUGAUAUUUCUCCAAGGUCACUCUCUGGGCGCAUUGUUGGAGGGGUUUGGUGGUUCUUCACCCUGAUCAUAAUUUCUUCCUAUACUGCCAAUCUCGCUGCUUUCCUGACUGUGGAGAGGAUGGUUUCUCCUAUAGAGAGUGCUGAAGACUUAGCUAAGCAGACUGAAAUUGCAUAUGGGACCCUGGACUCUGGAUCAACCAAAGAAUUUUUCAGAAGGUCCAAAAUUGCUGUUUAUGAGAAAAUGUGGUCUUACAUGAAAUCAGCAGAGCCAUCUGUGUUUACCAAAACAACAGCAGACGGCGUGGCCCGAGUGCGGAAGUCCAAGGGAAAGUUCGCCUUCCUGUUGGAGUCAACCAUGAAUGAGUACAUUGAGCAGAGAAAACCAUGUGAUACGAUGAAAGUUGGUGGAAAUCUGGAUUCCAAAGGCUAUGGUGUGGCAACCCCUAAAGGCUCAGCAUUAAGAACGCCUGUAAACCUUGCAGUAUUGAAACUCAGUGAACAAGGCAUCUUAGACAAGCUGAAAAACAAAUGGUGGUACGAUAAGGGGGAAUGUGGAGCCAAGGACUCCGGGAGUAAGGACAAGACCAGCGCUCUGAGCCUGAGCAAUGUGGCAGGUGUUUUCUAUAUACUUGUCGGAGGUCUGGGGCUGGCCAUGAUGGUGGCUUUGAUAGAAUUCUGUUACAAAUCACGGGCAGAGUCCAAACGCAUGAAACUUACAAAGAACACCCAAAACUUUAAGCCUGCUCCUGCCACCAACACUCAAAAUUAUGCUACAUACAGAGAAGGCUACAACGUGUAUGGAACAGAGAGUGUUAAGAUCUAG